This is a messenger RNA of Acanthopagrus latus (yellowfin seabream), 2473 nucleotides long. It is a transcript of the gene kcnq1.1, whose product is annotated as potassium voltage-gated channel, KQT-like subfamily, member 1.1. Gene Ontology annotation, cellular component: membrane. Lineage: Eukaryota; Metazoa; Chordata; Actinopteri; Spariformes; Sparidae. The transcript is spliced from 18 exons. Bases 234 to 2345 code for a protein of 703 amino acids. Gene Ontology annotation, biological process: potassium ion transport; transmembrane transport. The record is from RefSeq and is a predicted model, not a curated record. Gene Ontology annotation, molecular function: voltage-gated potassium channel activity.
GACUCGCCAUAUCCUCAACAACCCAGAGAGCCGUAAAGUUAAAUUAAAGCAACGCCGCCCUGGUGAUCUGGAGCAUUAGUAACGCGGUUUACGCCACGGUUACACGCGCCCAGGUGCGAUCCGGGCGCACAGCAGAGGGGUUAGGCGCACAUUUGUCCCUUUAAGUGAGUGACCGAGAAGUAACUUCGCGGUAAAAGUCAACCCAGCGACGGACCAAACGACGGGAAGGUGCGAUGUCUGAUCCUGCCCCCAGCGAGGGGAACACGAGGAGGUCCUCCGGCGUGGCACGUGGAAACCGACCGCCGGAUUUGGAGCUGUCGCAAACCACGUUCAGCGCGCCCGAGCUGGGGACACCUGUGGACACUUUUCUCGACAGAGACAAAAUGCCCGAGGACGGGAGCACCCCCAUCGAGGUGCCCCCCGUCCACAUCCACCCGUACUUAUCCCAUCCCCGGAUGUCUGUGCGGAUGUCGGUGUACAGCACCGGGGUCCGUCCUAUCCUGACGCGCGCCUACGUUCAAGGACGCGUGUAUAACUUUCUGGAAAGGCCGUCUGGCUGGAAGUGCUUCGUGUAUCACUUCACAGUGUUUCUCAUAGUUCUAGCCUGUCUGAUCCUCAGCGUUCUGUCUACCAUCGAGCAGUACCAGGCCCUGGCUCAUACGACACUCUUCUGGGUGGAGAUCGUCCUUGUGGUGUUCUUCGGCGUGGAGUAUUUUGUCCGCCUCUGGUCGGCAGGCUGCCGCAGUAAAUAUGUUGGCAUCUGGGGCCGGCUGCGCUUUGCCAGGAAGCCAAUAUCUAUUAUCGAUCUGAUUGUAGUUGUUGCCUCAGUAAUUGUGCUGUCCGUGGGCUCCAAAGGCCAGGUGUUUGCCACCUCUGCUGUAAGAGGGAUUCGCUUCCUGCAGAUCCUGCGAAUGCUCCACGUGGACCGGCAGGGAGGAACGUGGCGUCUCCUGGGCUCUGUUGUCUUCAUCCAUCGGCAGGAGCUGAUCACUACCUUGUACAUUGGCUUUCUGAGCCUGAUCUUCUCCUCGUACUUUGUCUACCUGGCAGAGAAAGAUGCAGUGGACAGCAGCGGCUCCACCGAGUUUGGAAACUACGCCGAUGCCCUGUGGUGGGGAGUGGUGACAGUGACCACUAUCGGAUAUGGAGACAAAGUGCCACAGACUUGGAUCGGAAAGACCAUCGCAUCCUGUUUCUCGGUCUUUGCCAUCUCCUUCUUUGCUCUGCCCGCAGGAAUCUUAGGCUCAGGCUUUGCCUUGAAGGUGCAGCAGAAGCAAAGACAGAAGCACUUCAAUAGACAGAUCCCCGCAGCUGCCUGUCUCAUUCAGACAGCAUGGAGAAGUUUUGCGGUGGAGAACUUGGAUUCGGCCACAUUCAAGACGUUUUUGAGAAAGCGAUCCAACAUCCCCGCCUCGUCUCUGUCCACCCCCAAGCCCAAGAAAUCGGUGAAGAUAAGGAGGAAGUUGAAGAGCAACGACAAGGACAACGGUCCAACGUCUCCCACAAUUCCCAGCAUCACCUACGACUCUGUAUUCGACAGUGGGAGGGAGCUGAGCUCAGAUGUUUACAGCACUGUGGGCACAGCAGGAUCUCACGCUUUGGGAGGAUGCGAUCUCCAGCAGUCCUGGACGUCUUUGUCUUCCCUUCAGUUCAGCUCACCGCCUCCAGUGAAAAGAAACCCUGGCCUUCUGGACAUCCACUCCCCCGGCCCCCUCCAGAGGAACUGCAGCUUCGCCGACGACCUGGAGCUGGAGCCGGAGCGGCACAGCGAGCUGUAUCCUGCCACCUCAGUGUCACAAUUGACAGAGUCGCACCGAAAGGCCAUCAGGGUGAUCCAGAGAAUGCGUUAUUUCGUGGCCAAGCGGAAUUUUCAGCAAGCCCGUAAGCCGUACGACGUGCGAGAUGUGAUCGAGCAGUACUCCCAGGGCCACCUCCACCUCAUGGUGCGGAUCAAGGAGCUGCAGAGAAGACUGGACCAGUCUUUAGGGAAGAUAACUUUGUUCCAGACGAGCUCAGACCGAGCCAAAGACAAAGGCAACAACUCCAUUGGAUCCAGACUCAACAGGAUGGAGGACAAGAUAACACAAAUGGACCAGACCCUGAACCGCAUCGCAGAAUCCCUCACCUUCCUGCUGGACCAGAGGGACGUCGCUGAGGGUGAAGGUGGAGGCCGGUCAGGUCAGGGCAGGCCGCGGCUUAGACGGACCUUUGCUGUCGUCCCCAGCCACGACAGCCUGCCAAGCUACGACCAGCUAUCGUCGUCGCCUUCGUCCUUCUCCUUCAGCCCCGCCGCCUGCCCCAACCCUCCCCUUAGCGCCGCCGCCAGUCAGGACGAGAGCUGCUGAAAGCUAACAGCCUCAACGUUUUUCUCUUUUUUAACAUGAUGUAUUCAGGUUCUAAUGCAGUUUCUUUUUUCUCUCUAUUAAGCUGUCUAAUGCUCACAACUGAUUUAAAGGAUAUCCAUUUCACUUUC